GAUCGGACACUCCUUUGGCAGAUGUGUUGCAAUUGUCGGCCAUUUUGAGUGUUAUUCACUCUUUCGACGAUUGCAUCGCUUCUGCCAUUCAAUGCCAGUAUUGAGUGACCAGUGAUUGAGUCACAUCAGGACAUCACCCCAUUUGAUCCAUUGGUUCGCAUCUUCUCUCAGCAUUACGAACGCCUUUAUAUUUGAAGACAUCCUUCCCAUUAUGUAUCCAUUGGGCGGUCAACCUCCGGGACCCCCCGGCCCGAGAGGUAUGACACCGAUGGCGCCCCCGCAGAUGGCUCCCGGACAGCAGCCACCGAUUGGGCCUCCAAUGGGUGCGAUGAUGACAGGUGUUCCCGGUGUGCAGGGAUCGAGUCUGGAGAACGUUUUGCCUGUGUUUUUAUGUCCGCGAAGACCUAAUAUUGGAACGGAUGGGCGGUUAAUAACUCUACGGGCGAAUCAUUUCCAGAUAACGAUGCCGCGGGGGUUCCUCCACCACUACGACAUCACCAUCACUCCAGACAAGUGCCCGCGAAAGAUCAACAGAGAGAUCAUCGAAACCAUGGUUCAGUCCUACUCCAAGAUCUUCGGCACUCAGAAACCGGUGUUUGACGGCAGGAAAAACAUGUACACUCGCGACGACCUCCCCAUUGGCAGGGAUAAGGUCGAGUUAGAGGUUACCCUUCCGGGAGAGGGUAAGGAUAGGGUGUUUCGAGUGGCCAUUAAAUGGGUCUCUCAGGUGAGUCUCAAUACUCUGGAAGAAGCACUGGAAGGCAAUUCGCGAGCCAUACCUCUGGACUCUAUACAAGCUCUGGACGUUGUUAUGAGACAUUUGCCGUCAAUGACAUACACACCGGUCGGUCGUUCAUUCUUCUCAUCGCCGGACGGCUAUUAUCAUCCAUUAGGAGGCGGACGCGAAGUAUGGUUUGGGUUUCAUCAAAGUGUUCGUCCGUCACAAUGGAAGAUGACUUUGAACAUUGACGUGAGCGCCACCGCCUUCUAUAAGGCACAGCCUGUCGUCGAGUUCAUGUGCGAAGUGCUCGACAUCCGAGACAUCAAUGAACAGAGGAAACCAUUGACUGACUCGCAGAGAGUGAAGUUCACCAAAGAGAUCAAAGGUCUGAAGAUCGAGAUCACGCACUGCGGGGCAAUGCGCCGCAAAUACCGAGUGUGUAAUGUGACCCGAAGACCGGCACAGUUGCAGUCAUUCCCAUUGCAGUUAGAGAACGGCCAGACCGUGGAGUGUACGGUCGCCAAGUAUUUCCUGGACAAGUAUAAGAUGAAACUACGGUACCCUCACCUGCCGUGUCUGCAAGUGGGUCAGGAGCACAAACACACGUAUCUGCCCCUCGAAGUGUGCAACAUAGUUGCCGGGCAGCGCUGUAUCAAGAAGUUAACUGAUAUGCAAACCUCAACUAUGAUCAAAGCCACCGCCCGGUCAGCUCCCGAUAGGGAACGCGAGAUCAAUAAUCUCGUUAAUAAAGCGGAUUUCAAUAACGAUCCAUACGUUAAAGAGUUUGGUCUAUCCAUCAGUAAUCUAAUGAUGGAAGUCAAGGGUCGAGUAUUACCGCCGCCUAAACUACAAUAUGGAGGCCGUACUAAACAACAGGCGAUUCCCAAUCAGGGCGUAUGGGAUAUGAGAGGCAAACAGUUCCAUACGGGCGUUGAGAUCAGGACGUGGUCUAUAGCCUGCUUUGCACCCCAACGCACAUGUCGUGAGGACUCUCUUCGCAAUUUCACGCAACAGUUGCAGAAAAUCUCAAACGACGCGGGAAUGCCAAUCAUAGGACAGCCCUGUUUCUGUAAAUACGCUACCGGUCCGGAUCAGGUGGAGCCCAUGUUUCGAUACUUGAAACAGACAUUCCAAGGCUUACAACUCGUGGUCGUCGUUCUGCCCGGAAAGACACCCGUUUAUGCAGAAGUGAAACGAGUGGGCGAUACAGUGCUCGGAAUGGCCACUCAAUGCGUUCAGGCCAAGAAUGUCAACAAGACUUCACCACAAACUCUAUCCAAUCUGUGUCUCAAGAUUAACGUCAAAUUGGGAGGAAUUAACAACAUUUUGGUGCCCAAUAUUAGGCCUAAGGUGUUCAACGAGCCUGUGAUAUUCCUGGGGGCAGAUGUCACUCAUCCUCCGGCUGGUGAUAACAAGAAGCCUUCCAUUGCGGCUGUGGUGGGCUCUAUGGACGCCCACCCGAGCAGAUACGCGGCCACCGUUCGUGUUCAACAGCACAGACAGGAAAUCAUACAUGACUUGUCAACAAUGGUUAAAGAACUACUCAUUCAGUUCUAUAAGUCGACUCGUUUUAAGCCAAACCGUAUCAUCUUUUAUCGCGAUGGAGUAUCUGAAGGACAAUUCCAUCAGGUGUUGGCUCAUGAGUUGCUGGCCGUCCGCAGUGCGUGUAUGAAACUCGAAGACGACUACAGGCCUGGCAUUACAUUCAUUGUGGUUCAGAAACGACAUCACACGAGACUCUUCUGCGCCGAUAAGAGGGAGCAAAUCGGGAAGAGUGGUAACAUUCCCGCCGGUACUACAGUCGACGUCGGUAUCACUCAUCCAACUGAGUUUGACUUCUACCUGUGCUCUCACGCUGGCAUUCAGGGAACGAGUCGUCCCUCUCAUUACCACGUUCUUUGGGAUGACAACCAAUUUUCAGCUGAUGAGUUGCAAUGCCUGACGUAUCAGUUGUGUCACACAUAUGUGCGGUGCACGCGGUCGGUGUCGAUCCCGGCUCCUGCCUAUUACGCCCAUUUAGUGGCGUUUAGAGCCAGAUAUCAUUUGGUGGAGAAAGAACACGACAGUGGCGAGAGUUCGAGUCAUCACUCGGGCACUAACGGUGACGAGCGGACAGUGACUGCGUUAACCCGUGCGGUGACAGUACAUCCGGACACCACUAAAGUGAUGUAUUUUGCUUGAGAAGACUUCACACAACUCCUCUUUAGUCUAAAUGUUUUAAUUGUUGUGCAGUUAACCAAUUAAUAGACAUUAUGUUGUGUCCCGAUGUUAACACAUGUGACCACUUCUUAUCACUAUUUAUCCCAAAAAGAGUUGACACCAGUUUUGGUCACUAUGUGUUCACAUUUAAUAUAACACAGCAACCGCUCCCCUCGACUUCCCUCCCACUCCCACUCCCCUCACUCUCCAUUCAAUGAUGAAAAGGUGUUGAAUGUGAAUAAUAUAGAGUGAAUAUUAAAUCAUAUGAUAAUGGGAUGUCAUUUAGACAUUAAUUGAUAUACAAUUAGUAUUGACUCUAUAUUAGUAUCAUUUACACGACACGCCAUAACUUAGGCUAUAAUAAACCUAUCAAUUGUUAACACAUAAACUUAUUAAGUCUAUCAUAACCUAACCCUUAACAUAGGGCUAUAUUUUGCCCUUAGUUUACACUUGAGGCCCGAGUUAGGGCCGGGCUAUAGAAUUUCAAGUACAGGCUUUUUUGUUUGUUAUGCUCCGACAUGUUUUAUCAUAUACAGUACAUAUACAGUAUAUAUACAAUAUAUUUAUUAAUUAUAUUAUUAUUGAUCAACGAUUAGUGGAAUAAGUGUUGAUUGUAUUAAUGGUGUUGUGAUUGGAAAACAUUUUAUCACUUAUUUUACAUAAAUUUAAAUCAAUUGUCAAUUAAUUGAAAAAUAAUCAUUAUUUUCACAUUUAGUCGCUUCACAACAAAACACUAUUAUUUAGUUUCAAACUACACUUAAUUUUGUUUAACUUUUUAUAUAAAUAUUUAUUCAAAAUUAUGAAUUUUCAACCACUUUUCAACCUAUUUUAUUCAUGUGUUUUGAACCCUGUAUUUAACAUAUAUCCUAUUUAUCAAAUAAAUUCACCACAAUUAGA
Medioppia subpectinata is the source of this 3817-nucleotide messenger RNA. The record is from the annotation of a GenBank genome assembly. Lineage: Eukaryota; Metazoa; Arthropoda; Arachnida; Sarcoptiformes; Oppiidae.